Messenger RNA from Drosophila guanche, 9115 nucleotides. RefSeq names its product E3 ubiquitin-protein ligase hyd (gene hyd). The transcript has 18 exons. Gene Ontology annotation, biological process: DNA damage response; protein polyubiquitination; regulation of double-strand break repair. Gene Ontology annotation, molecular function: ubiquitin binding; ubiquitin-protein transferase activity; RNA binding. NCBI's taxonomy places the organism in Eukaryota, Metazoa, Arthropoda, Insecta, Diptera, Drosophilidae. The record is from RefSeq and is a predicted model, not a curated record. Gene Ontology annotation, cellular component: nucleus. Bases 92 to 8767 code for a protein of 2891 amino acids.
AUCAGGCCAGUCGCUUGGGAAAAAUCUGCCAACUUUUGUGAAAUGAAAAUUAAGAACAUACAUAUUUCUUAUUAAUAUUAAACAAAUUAAAAUGGUUUCCAUGCAAUUCGUUUUGCAACCUCUUCCUGGUAAUGAUGAUCAAUUUAUUGAAAGAGUACGGGAAGUUUCGGAAAAAGUAAAUCGAUUUGGGUAUGGCACUCAUCGUAUAUUUGAGCAAUUAAAAAUUCCAGUAAGAGAAGUCGUGAUUGGACCCACCCAUAUUGGGGUGCUUCUUGAGGAUGGAAAGGCUUUUCGAGUAUCAUUUUCCAUCAACUCUGAGAAGCUUGAUUUGACAAAAUCUGAUACGAAAUGUCCCACAACUGGUAGCGGUGGAACCACCAAUACUUCAAAGGCUCCUUCAUCAUCGCGUCCCAUGGCCCGUUCCAGGGCACGCCUUUUGCGUGCAACUGGACGGUCAAGCUCAAGUGGCCAAGGAUCUGGAUCCAGAAGUACAGGUGUAAUUAUUGGAGGCAGCACAUCUAAUCGUCCUCUGGUAACUGUUCCAGCUACCUAUGUCCCAGAGGAACUAAUUUCACAAGCAGAAGUAGUUCUACAAGGCAAGAGCAGGAAUCUCAUAAUAAGAGAAUUGCAGCGCACAAAUUUAGAUGUGAACUUAGCUGUGAACAAUUUACUUUCGCGCGACGAUGAAGAAGCUGAAGAUACAGAGGAAGGUGCGGACAAUUAUGUGCCCGAAGACCUUAUAUCACUGUUGGACAAUGGUUUUAGUGCAGAUAAUAACAGCGUUAUUAUCGAUCCUUCAGAUGGACUCUUUUCAGAAGAAAUAUUCAGCAACUAUUCAAGCAUUCGAAAUUUAUUGUUCGACCGUAUACGUAGUGAACGCAGUAAUUCCAACACAAACAAUGCAGAGAAUAAUCAAUCCAACCGUUCAACGACAUCAGGAAGUUCCAUAUCUGGGAACAGUGGACUCUCAGCUCAAAUAUCUGUUAAUGCUGAUCGUGAAGCCUUCAGUCGUUGGCGCGAUCGUCAGUAUUACGGACCGCGUCGCUGGAUAAGUAAAGACGAUUAUACAUGGGAAAAGGAUGCAGAUUCUAAAAAGAAAGAACCUUCAUCAAUGUUGUCUCCAAUAUGGAUAUCCGAGGAAUUGCAACCAUGGCCUGAUAAAAAUUCGAUUCGAUUUAAAACAAUCGGAGCUUUAUUCACGGAAUUCAUAGCACUAUCUGAAAAUGGAGAUCUAUACCAAUGGCGUUGGUCCGACCCGGAGCCUUAUAAGUCAGAUGUGGACAAUAUUUAUCAUCCAAAAACCUUGACACUGAACAUUAACGAAAGGGUCGUGAAUAUUUCAGCGAAUUUUAUACGAUGUUCGGUGGUGACUGAGUCAAGUCGAGUUGCCACCUGGAUGGACGAACAACUGGGAUAUUUAGGAGCCAAGCUGGAGCAUACUUGUUGUACUUUCAAUGAGUUUAUCUCAGAUCAAAUUACAAACAUUUAUGUUUGUUCAUUGUAUACAGUAGUGAGAACAGAAAGCAACAACAUUUAUUGGUGGGGCGUUCUUCCCUUCGAUCAGCGCCGAUAUCUGUGGGACAAAUUUCGAACAAAAACAAAGAAACCGUUUAAGGUUGUUGCAGCGGAUAUUAAUGUAGGGGCGCAGGUCAUAAUGAAAAAAUGUCCUAUAUAUCAAUCUGGAUCGAUUGGCUUUACAUGUUCCAACGGUGUACCCAAAGUUGGACAACUUUUAAACUCUGUUUGGAAUUUUACUGACGUGUGUCGCAUGAAAAUUAUAAACAUUAGCACACAAUUGGCCACAGAUAAAUGUCAGGCAACUGGAAGUAACCAAAAUGCCCAAGGAACAUCAACAGAUAAGGAUGUUAUGAAGACAACUGUCAUGCAAAGCACAAGCAAUAGUAAAAAUAGUCAAAUCAGUUCAUCAAGCAAGGAAUCAACUGAUAGGAUCGACAUGCCUCCACCACCAUCACCGGCAUCUAGCACUUGCAGUGAUACUGGAAGUGUUACAUCACACAAACGCACCAAGAGAAUGACUGCAAAAGAGGACUCUCACAGCAAUCAAGAGAGCAGAAAAGACGAAGAGCUGUGGCAGCUGAAAGACGUUGUUUUCGUGGAAGAUAAGGUCGGCCCGAUCGGAAAAGUUCUUAAAGUCGAUGGCGACUUUGUAGCCGUUCGGUUUCCAGCAUUGAAUACAGCCUCUAAUGCAGCAUCAACAUCCAAAGACGAAUGCAAAGACGACGACUGGCAACAAUGCCGUCUUCUUCGGCGUGAAGAUGUUCAAGUUUUUCGAACAGUAAUGUCAACGCGGGGACCAGACUGGCUGCAAAAGCAGCCCAAAAAAAUGAAUGUUGGUGCUGAUACAGCUGGCGUUCAGUUGCUUACAAUAGCUGUUGAUAUGCGAGGUAUUCACGUAAUCAAGAAAGUACUCGGCAAAAUACAUUACAGUUUGUACAACUUGUACAACAGCAAGCAAGAGCAAAACUGCCAAUUUCCUACAGACUGCGCUUCAUUUAUUGGCGUCUCUCCUGCGAAUAUACUAAUGACUUGCAAUAACGAUUGUAGUGGAAAUAACAGUACUAUUGUGCUCAGGGAUGGCAAUGGUGCCCUGUAUCCGUUAGCAAAGGACUGUCUUGGCUCAAUAAAAGAUCCCCAGUGGUUUGAUUUACCUCCAGUAAAAUCAAUUACCAUGGCGACGAUACCACUACCCGCAAUGGUUUCUGGGUUAAACCUCAAGUCGAAGGUGUGCAUGACGGCUUUGCUUUUUGACACACAAAAACUCAUGCCGCAUAUACUACGAUGUGAUAUAAAGAAUUGUUUCGCUGCUCUAACACGACUCGAGAAGGAAGACCACACUGAUACUGCUUUAGUUGUCGAAGAGCGUUGCGAUGGGGCUCGUAACAUAUUCCACGCAUGCGUUAUUAUGUGUGCCCCAACCUCCAACAAGGAUUUGCAUUCAGAUACCCCUAGUAGUAGCUCUGAUAAAAAAACACCUUCGGCUGGGCUCUCGGUAACUCGUUCUAUUCCAUCCGCGAACGUGCCAGCAUAUGUCAGCGGUAACGCUUUUGGAGCGAAUGCGACUGCCAGUGACGGCGCAAGUUUCGCUACGAUGACAUCUGGAAUAAGCGCAUCUGCUCCCAGAGAUAAUCGUAUUAAUUUACGUGAUAUGAUGCAUCGCCUUGGAAGCACUGAUCAACCUGAGCCAACCAGUCAUCCAACGGCCGGCGGCAACGAGGACCAUGCCUAUAUUCCAUGGCCAACAGACGCGUCCUCAGCGAGCAAUCUAAGCGGGGUCCCAUCGCAAAAUAUCGCUGACGGCAUUGAAGACAUUUCCAAAGUCCAAACUCCGUCCUCUACACAGAGUUCAAUUUUAUCAAGCAUUAAACUAGGGUCUCCAAACUACACAUUUGAUCUAUCGCAACGCCGUGAGCAUGCUCUGUUGAUUCUGCAACAAAUGUGCGCCAGUCCUGCAUUGCGGCCUUACCUCUACCAGAUGCUAAGUACCAAAGAUGCGCAGGGUCAAACUGCUUUUAUGUUAUCCGUUUCAUGUCGUGCCUAUGAAGCAGGAAUUAUCAUUUUGAACACAAUACUCAUGCUUGCUGAACAAGAUGCUCACUCAAAGGAAUCUAUGAUCUUUCCCAACGGUUCUCCAGCGGACCAAUCACCAUUACAUGUUAUAUGUUACAAUGAUACAUGCUCAUUCACUUGGACUGGAGCUGAUCAUAUAAACCAAAACAUUUUCGAAUGUAAAACAUGUGGUCUGACUGGAUCAUUAUGCUGCUGUACAGAGUGCGCUCGAGUAUGCCACAAAGGCCAUGAUUGUAAACUAAAACGAACAGCACCGACAGCCUAUUGUGAUUGCUGGGAAAAAUGCAAGUGCAAGGCACUCAUCGCUGGCAAUCUCACAAAGAGAUUUGCUCUGCUUUGCAAACUAGUAUCUUGUACCGAUUUGGUCACGAAAUUCAACUCUAAAGGAGAAUCUAUUCUACUCUUUCUGAUACAGACUGUGGGUAGACAGAUAGUGGAGCAGAGACAAUACCGUUUUAAUGUAAGGGUUCGUAAUGUGGGAAAUACUGCGGGGAGCACGAAUGGAAACAACACAGUUAUAUCGAAUCGAAAGUCUUCCUCACUAGACGUAGAUAGUGAAAUGCCAGACCAUGACCUCGAACCACCGAAAUUUGCAAGAAAAGCCCUUGAACGGCUUUUAAUUGACUGGAAUGCAGUACGCUGCAUGGUAAUGAGUGGAGCUGAAAAAGCUGACGUAAAUUUGCAUAAUUCUGCUUCGGAAAGCCCUAGUCCGGACAGUUUCAACACGUUUAUGCAGACCCAGCAUGGUUCUACACUUCUGGACAAGUUUACUCACAGUUUAAUUGUAAAAUGUACUGGCGAUCAUCUUGACACUCUGCUGCUGACAUUGGUACGCGAGCUACAAAACUUUGGUGUUACCAAUCGCUGCAAGGAGGCUGAGGAGGUUUCACGACGCUUCGUUCGCUCCGUUGCUCGUGUGUUCGUAAUUUUUAAUCUAGAAAAACAACCGAAUCCAGAAAAAAGAAAGCCACACACUGCAUGCAACAAAUAUGUUCAAAGCUGUGUAAAAGUGUUUCAGACGCUACACAGAAUAUCUAUUGAAGAACUAUGUGAGGUUUCUGAAGCUCUUAUUGCUCCAGUACGCCUUGGUGUUGUGAGACCUACAGCCCCUUUUACAAUGUCAUCAUCAAAUCUUGAUGUAAGUAUAUCACACAUUUUCACUCAACGCUGCGCAUCGCUAAUAAAACAUAUUUUACAGAACUCGGAUGAUUUGUUCAGCGUAGACCCGUUAGCUCCGUCGAAUGUGGAGCCCCUUUCCGAGCAAAUAUUGGGACACGAUGCUGCAAACGAUCAAAGUGCUAGCUUUAAUAUCCAGCAAAACUACGAUGUUGUCGCAAUGGAAACGAUUCGCGAUGCUUCAGAAUCGGAAGAAACUAUAAAUCGGGAAGCAAAUUCUCAUGCUCAAGACGAUGAUUUAAUGGAAAAUCAACGAAAUGAAGAUGGUCUCCAAGAUGAUGAAAGUGAUAAUGAUUUUACCUUUAAUGAUGCUGAGACAGAAUCAGACUCCGACGACAACCAAAGCAAUCAGGAGGUACAGAGAAACGUCCCAACCGGUGCAGCCGCUGGAUCCGAAACAGAUAUUGGUGUACUAUUUUUGGAGGACGAAUCUGGAGACUCGUCUGCACAAGAGGAAGAUGGUUCAGAAGAUGGUGAAUCUGAUGAUCAUUCCGAUGAAUUUAAUUUUAACGAUCAACAACUUGAGCGCCGUAGCACCAAUUCAAAUGCACGCAAUGAUCUUGCUCCCCAGACUAUGCAAUGGGCAAUCCGAAGCCGUGACACUGCCCGGUCGUCCGUACGCGUACCAACCAGCUCCAAUUUAGUUUUCAUUGACCCGAUGGCUUUAAGACGCUCUACAGUACCAGCUACGACCGCGGUUACGACACCAUCCGCAGAGUCUCAUACCAUGGCGACAACUGCUAGCAAUUUAGCACGAGCAUUUGGAAUUACAAUAAGACAGAUUUCUGAACUUAUAAGUAUUUUAUCUUACAAUAUGGUAAAUAAUAUAGAAACAGCAUUGAAAAUUCAAUGCGAGGAAGCAGUUGCGGUCCAGGCAUUUGUUGAAAAGCGAUUAAAGUCUACAUGGGACUGGAUGUUUACAGUGAUGGACGGAACGGAGGCACAGCUAAAGUUUGGUGCUUAUUUGACCAACUACACUGAUCCCAAUCAUCCUCUGCAUCCGCUUAACCUUAGUGGACAAUCGACAAAUAAUCAAACACCUGCUCCUGCCACUUCUACAUCCAUCGGUGUUAAUGUGCUGGGAUCUAACUCGCGUCGAGACUUCUUUACAUAUUGCCUGUCACUGAUGCGUGCACACACCUCCGAGCAUAGAGAUGCCCUUCCAGUAUUGGAUAUAACUGCUCUUCGACAUAUUGCAUACGUGCUCGACGCGUUUGUUUACUACAUGCGUAAUGAUACAGGAUUUUAUGAUAAGCAGGAAAAUAUCUCUGGACGUAUAAACAAUUUGUCACCAAUGUCGGAAAAUUAUGACACGGACGAUGAAUUAACGAACUUAGAAGACUUUAGUAGUGACGCACAGCCGUCUACAAGCACACUGUCGUCAAGUAAUCUCGGCACACGCAAAAAUGCCUUUUUCACUAGAUCUGAGUCUACCCUGAGCUUAGGCUGCUCGGCACCAGAUGGCUUUGAAUUACCACUUGAUAUGGCAAUGCCCCUAGCCGAUAAACCUCAUUUGCUGCAGCCUAAUUCAAAAAGACAGGAGCUUUUCGCCAAUCUACCGCUGCUUGCAGUUACAAGUGCUAAUGCUACUAUCGAUGACCCUCCUACCAGGCUCGGAUUUUCUAAUUCCUUAAAAACGGAUGGGACUAAUUUAGAUACCAUCCCAUCCCAACAAUCUGUGGAAAUAACUAAAAACCCAGUGACUGGCAUCUCAGGUGAUGAAAAUAUGACAUAUAAGGCUGAUGAAACUGCAGAAACCAACAUUUACUUGCAAUUAAAGAAAAAGCAAUGUUCCGAAGAUUCAAAAUCCCGUAAGGACGUUGAUGGAAAUCAAAGCUGCCAAUUCGAUAGGGUGGUAUCCAUGGAUACAGAUGAGUUGGAAAAUCUAAGCAGUGGUCCAAGCACAUCAAAAACGACAGAUGCGUUGAUGGCUACAAGACCAGAAGUAAUAAUAGCCCCAAACAAAGCAUCAUUAACGUCGUCAGCCGAUCACUGUAGCGUUAUAGUACUCGCCGGAGGUUCUUGUUUAAAAACGGUUGACUCAGAGCCUAACAGUUCAAGUUCAAGUUCCAUUUUAUUGACUUCGGAAAAAACCAAAUGUGAUACACAUCAGCAAAAAACACCACCGCUUACGUUGGUGUUUCCCAUUCGAGGUUCUUUGUUUUACAAAAAUGCAUUUUCGGAACUGCCGUCUUGGAACUUUUUGUUGAGCCGCUGGAAGCUAACACUUGAAAUCUUUGGCCGUGUAUUCAUGGAUGAUGUUGGAAUGGAGCAUGGGUCUGUAUUGCCAGAAUUGAGAGGUUUUCCUGUUAAGGAGAUGCGGUUCCGCCGACACAUGGAAAAACUGCGAAAUGGUCAACAGCGUGACCUAGUGUUUUGUAAACUCGAACGAAACCGAGAUACCUUAAUUGUUCAAACUUUUAAAGAACUCAAUACCCAAUUUGGGAAUCAGAACCGGCGAUCUCAGCCUCCCAUUGCAUUCAAUAGAGUAAAAGUAACAUUUAAAGAUGAACCUGGUGAGGGAUCUGGGGUAGCUCGCAGUUUCUAUACUUCCAUCGCUGAAGCAUUGCUUGCCAAUUCAAAAAUGCCUAGUCUUGAAUCUAUACAAGUGGGGAGCUCGCAUAGUAAAUACGGAGUGCCAUUUUCGAGUAUACUGAGAAGUAGAACCGUCUCCGGAUCCAGUCGCGAUCAGCCCACAUUACAAAGACGUGGUACAAGUAGCAAAAUUCUAUGGCGAACAGCUCGAGAUCGAAAGGUUUUAAAUGUAGAUGCCAGACCGUACACCCCCUCAAACAGUACAGAUAAUACCAUGGCGGAGAGCGCCAAUGAACAUUUGUCGGUUCAUUUGCAACAACUUGGAGAACGUUUAUACCCUAAGAUCAAUUCAAUAAACUCAGCACAUGCACCGAAGAUAACAGGAAUGCUCCUCGAGAUACCAACCCCCCAACUUCUAUCUGUACUUUCCUCAGAUGAUACACUGCGUCAAAAAGUUAAUGAAGCCAUAGAAAUUAUAACUUUUAAGCAAAAAUCGGAAGCAUGCUCUCAAAAUAAUCAGCAAAAAAAAUCUGCAUCAGUAGUGCUGGUCGAACCGGCAGAUGACGACAAUGAUCCAUUAUUUUACUCUCCGGGUAAGCGAGGAUUUUAUACACCACGUCAGGGCUUCGCGACCUUUGAACGAAUUAAUGCAUUUAGAAAUAUUGGAAGACUAAUUGGGCUUUGUCUGUUGCAAAAUGAAUUGCUUCCACUGUUCUUACAACGGCACGUGUUAAAGUAUAUACUUGGUCGUAAAAUUAAGUUCCACGACUUGGCGUUUUUCGAUCCAGCAUUGUAUGAAUCUUUCCGGCAAAUAAUUCAAAAUGCCCAAACAAAAGAGGGUGAAGAAACCAUUCAUCGAAUGGAACUAUGUUUUGUAAUUGAUUUAAUGAAGGAGGAAGGCUGUGGCAAUACUGAGUUAAUUCCUGGAGGUCGUGAAGUACCAGUAACUUCAAACAACAUAUUCGAUUAUAUAAGACGUUAUACCGAAUAUAGACUGAUUAAAUCACAGGAAAAGGCACUUGAGGCAUUAAAAGACGGGGUUUUUGACGUUCUGCCUGACAACAGUAUGAACAGUUUAACCGCAGAAGAUUUGCGUUUGCUCUUAAAUGGGGUCGGGGAUAUAAACGUUUCAACAUUGAUUUCAUACACUACGUUCAACGAUGAGUCUAGCGAAGGCCCAGACAAACUUCUAAAGUUUAAAAGAUGGUUUUGGAGCAUUGUUGAAAAAAUGAACAUAUUGGAACGCCAAGAUUUGGUGUAUUUCUGGACAGGCUCGCCAGCCUUACCUGCUUCGGAGGAGGGCUUUCAACCUUUGCCAUCUGUUACUAUAAGACCUGCGGAUGACUCUCAUCUUCCCACAGCAAAUACGUGUAUAUCUCGACUGUAUAUCCCUUUGUACUCUAGUAAAUCCAUAUUACGCACUAAAAUGCUGAUGGCCAUCAAAUCCAAAAAUUUUGGAUUUGUAUAGGCCAUAGAGCUUCUCUGUGUAUAAGUUAUACUUUUUUCCUUAAUUCUAUAUAAGAUAUUGUUUUUGUGUUACAACAGCUUUCAGCACUUAACCAUACCAUUCCCAUACUUUGAUUAUAUGUAAAUUGCAUCAAGUUUGAUCAUUUUUCUUAAAUAGAUCAUCUUUCCUUAAAAUUAUUGAAAGCGAGUGCCGAAAUCAUUACAGACUUGUUUAAAAAAACUGGUUAGUAAAUAUAUGAAAAAUCAAAACUGAUAAAAUGCAACCAAGAAAACAGGCAAUUAGGUAUUAGAAAACCUAUGUUUUUAAAUUUGAACUUUAAAAUAAAGUAUGUUUUCUUACGCAAAUGUA